Molecule: messenger RNA, 492 nt
Organism: Salvia splendens (bonfire salvia)
Lineage: Eukaryota; Viridiplantae; Streptophyta; Magnoliopsida; Lamiales; Lamiaceae
Product: pectinesterase inhibitor
Exons: 1
Coding region: 1-492 (163 amino acids)
Biological process (GO): negative regulation of catalytic activity
Molecular function (GO): pectinesterase inhibitor activity
Source: RefSeq, a predicted model, not a curated record
AUGUCUUAUUCUACCAUAAUAUUUUUGUAUCUCGCCUUGUUAAGCCAAUGCCAUGCUGAUUUGAUAGCUGAUUUGUGCACCAAAUCCAACAAUCCCUCCCUAUGCAACCAAGCAUUAAGAUCUGACCCUCGAUCAAAGGGUGUUGAUGCUCGAGGCUUGGCUAGGAUCGCACUUGACAAUUCCUUAUCCGCCACACAAGCCUCCAUCAACGUAGCGAGGUCCAUGUCCAGCCCUGGCAACAAAGAUAAAAUCGAUACAUGUAUCGAGAACUUUGAUGAUGCAGUGGGCAACUUGCAAGAGGCCAAGCCCUUGAUACCGAAACUAGACAGGCCUAACAUCAGCACACUCCAAACCAAAGGUUCGACAGCUCUAACCGAUGUGAGACCUUGCAGCGAGGAAUUUGGAGCAAGCGAACCAACUAAAUUGAAGCAAGCUACUAAUAAAGCAUACACAUUUAUUCAGUUGCUCCUGAUUAUUGCUAAUACUUUGUAA